Striga asiatica is the source of this 345-nucleotide messenger RNA. The record is from the annotation of a GenBank genome assembly. Lineage: Eukaryota; Viridiplantae; Streptophyta; Magnoliopsida; Lamiales; Orobanchaceae.
AUGGCGACUAAUCCGAUCCGGCUAACCGGAAAAAACUUCAAGCAGGGGAAGAGGUAUCAGCCGCAGAAAGUAAUUGAAUCGGGGAAGUUGCGAGUUUUCGCUAUCCCCAGACAGAACUUUUCCUUCUUCAAGAUAGCACUUACUGGCCGUGAUAUGAUAAGCAUAAAAAUCUCCGUCCAUGUGAGGCCGGCGAUAUGGAUGAAAUGUAUCCCCGUCUGUGGUAGGAAUCGAGCCAAGCGCUACUUUCAGGCUCUACUAACAGAAUUCCCGGCUUUUAGUCAUCGCUCUGUGAAGGAGUGGGCGAAUAAACAUCCGGCAAAGGCACAGCUAGCGCACGGGAGGUGA